UUUCUGCUUUUAAAAUACUCCAAAAAUGGACUUUCAUUUAGAAACCUGCACGGGACAGAUUUUUCAGUCCCACUCCCACCUGCAACAUUGAGGUUUUGUCCCACUCCCGCUUACCAUUUACAUGAAAUGGUAAGUUCUGUAACAUCCCGUGAGUUCCACAACAUCCCAGCAUAAAUGCUCCCAAUACAAUAUUUAUUAUUAAAGCAUCAACAUUCACAAACCACUGUUAUUUUUAACAGAAAAGCAUAUGGGCUGCUGCAUGUUUGGCAUAGAAUGCGAGCAAAGAGCGCUCGCUUUAUAAUCACUAAAAAGCUGACGUCUCAGUUCAUCGCAAUCUCACAAAGCUGUUAUAACACAAUGAAUAUAUGCACAAUGAAUCUUUCAUUAUGUCCACACUUCAUGUGUUAUACUGAAAGGAUUCACGAGAACGCAAAUUUUAGCACUACCCAAGAAUUCUAACUUAAACACCUCUGAUUGGCCAUUCCAGAAAUCAACAGAUAUGUUUUUGAUUGGGUACAUUGCUCAAUGCUGCUAACACAUGUUCUAAUUAGAAACUCUAUCUUUGCUUGCGCCUGUUAAUCAUUUUUAUUUUAUAUUAGUUGUUCUUUUUGCUCUUGUGCAAUAGAUGAAUAGCAAUUAAUGUUUAGAUAUUUCUAUUUUGCGGGAAUCCUGCAAAUCAUUUUAUUCUUCUGAAUCCUGCUGGACGCAAAUGUGUCUACCUGCCCGCUGGUGCCGCACUCUGUUGCGACCUAAACAUAACCUCAGUUUCUUGGGGGAAAAAAGGAGUCAUAGUUUUAUUUGUGGUAUUCAAGAAAUGCUCUUGAUUAAUUUAUUACAGGGGUUAUGAACUGAGAAAUCAAAAUUACCAGGAUCUUAUGGCAUAUAAGAAAUCAAUGUACUAUGAAAACAUCCUGUAAGUGUCACAUCUCAAAACUAAGGUAUCUCAAAAGGGUUUUAUGACGUAAUAGUGUGGCUAAACACCGCCUACGCAAAAGAAGCUCAAUGCUUGCUUCUACUUUUUUUCAAUGCAAAUGAUAAAGGUGGCUCUGAAUACAAGACGCUGUGCAGUGCCAAGUUGUGGAAAAACUGUCUUUGCAUUGCCUUCCUUCUCGUGUUAGGAAAGAGUGUAUGAACUUUAUUUUUAAUGAAGAUCCAGACCACGUCAGUAAGAACUCGGUUCUUUGUUAACUUCAUUUUUUCAUGGAUUCUUUCACAAACAAGGCACAAUUCGACACAGGAUUUUAAGAAAGAUUGAAACUAAAAGACGAUGCUGUGCCGACUAUAUUGGAUCCAAAAGUAACAUCACACCAUGCAAGUAUGCAUCUGGUGUUGGUACAGAUGACGUGUCAGCAGAUGUGAUGGAGGGAGAUUCAGUCACUCUAAACACAGAUUUUAGAACAAACCAACAAGAAGAGGUUGUAUGGUAUUUUAAUGACAUUCGCAUCGCUCAAAUCAGUGGAGAUCUCAGUAAGAUCUGUACAGAUGUUCGGUGUAAAGAUGGUGAAGAGAGAUUCAGAGACAGACUGAAACUGGAUCAUCAGACUGGAUCUCUGACCAUCAUGAACAUCAGUGCCACAGACUCUGGAGAUUACAAACUAGUGAUAAUCAGCAGCAACAGCAGCAAUUCAAAGAUCUCCAGAGUUGCUGUUCAUGGUGUUCCUGCUGCUCAACGAGAUAAAAAGAAGACCAAGUCUGUAGUGGAGGGAGAAUCUGUCACUUUAGAUCCUGGUGUAACAAAAAACCCAAAUGAUUCGAUGACGUGGUAUUUUAAUGACACUCUAAUUGCUGUAAUCACUGGAGAUCAGAGUAAGAUCUGUACAGACAUUCAGUGUUCUGAUAGAUUCCAAGACAGACUGGAGCUGGAUCAUCAGACUGGAUCUCUGACAAUCACAAACACCAGAACCACAGACUCUGGACUUUAUAAACUACAGAUCAGUAGCAGCAGCAGCAUCCGUCGUCGUCGUCGUCGUCGUCGCCACAGCAUCGGUGUCACCAGUUUAAAGAGAUUCAGCGUUUCUGUCACUGCUGUUCCAGAUUCAGGUUUGUCUCCAGCAGCUGUUGCAGGAAUAUGUGGUGUUCUGCUGCUCGUUGUCUGUGCAGUUGCUGGUGCUCUUGCAAAAGGCAUCUGUAUUCAACAAAAUAAUCAGGACAAUAAUGGGCUCUAAAUCAAGAACAGAACCAAAGAAGCUGCCAAGGAUACUUCAUUUUCUACUUAACCGCUAUGUUCAGUCAGGAGGCCAAGUAUCAAUAUCUUCAUUACCAUAAACUUUACCAUGAUUUGCUAUAAGCUUUGUAUUUACAAAUUGGAAGUUAUAUGUUUAUAUAUCAGUGCUUCCGCAUCUCUCUCUCACACACAUAUGAAUUAAGCUGCUUGUACAGGAAUCACGUGCUUGUACAUUUCUGAACUUGAACCGCUGUCUCUGUGUUUACGUGUUAAUUACAUGUGUAAAUUCGACACUCAGAUAUAGGCCAGCUGCAAUGCAGCAAACCUUUCGCUCAUGAUUAGAAUCUAAGAAGCUAUAUAGUGCCAAAUAUACACUGCAAGCAAGCUCGUUUCAUAAUACGUUUGACAAUACAAGUUGAUAAGUUCUUACAUUAUUACAUGCGGUCGGUUACACUGGUUAUACUCUUCAAACUGUUGUUUCGUAGGCUGUUUAAGAGCAAAAAUAACUCCUCAGUGCCACUAAGUGUCCAAGUUCUAUUCCGUUAAUGACAAAUACAUGGAUUUUCCUAUAAGAGUAAAAAUAUGAUUCAGCACACAACAUUUCAAAACUGAAUAGUGUUAGCUUUAUUUGAUUUUAUUAUAGUAGCUGCAAGGCUGCUCUUUGUAAAACAUUCCAAAACCAAACAAAAACUUAACACAGUGUGCCAACUUCUGACCAAUAUCAUUACAGUGAAGUGAAAGACUGUCUGCCAGACUAGAAGCUGUAAUCACAACCUUAAUAUUCAAUGAACAAACUGGAUUUAUUGAAGGGAGACAUCCUUCAGAAAACCCCAUGCUUGGAAACAAUAGCAUCGUUAGAUGUAGAAAAAGCAUUUCAUUUCUCUUCUCCAUACUUAAUCAUUUUGGAUUUAAUACACAUUUCACCAACUUGAUCAAAAUAAUCUAUUAAUCCCCUGUAACCACAAGAAUCAUCUCAAAGCCAUUAUCUUUCAAAAGAGGUGCUCCUCAAGGAUGCCUAUUAUCUUCUCUAUUGCAGUCUUUAUUCGAACCACCAGCAGCAUUAAUUAUGAAGUCCACAUAGUAUUUCUUGAAUUAAGUCAGAUUCAUACCACCAUAAAUUAAUCUUAUAUGCAGAUACUUUAUAUAUUACAAACCCAUCGUCUUCCCUCCCAUCAGCACACAAACUCAUUAACUAUUUUAGCUGUAUGUCUGACAACUUUAUUGGUGCACAUUCCAAGAUCCUGCCUAUCACUGUUUACCUCAGAAGAAAACUGCCUUGACAUAGAACAAACUGCCUCUCUCCGUCAAUAGUGCAAUUAUAACAUUUUAUUUGAAGAACAAGAAGCCGUGUAUAAAACUAUCCACAGAAGCCAUAAUAUGUCAUAUAAAUUUUAACAUAAAACAUGAGCCCCAAUUACGUAAACACUGCUUCAAAGAAAAACAAAUAAACUGUAUAUCAGUAAUAAAAUGAGGAACAAACCAGCACAUUAAUAGAAUAACUCUAUAACAGUAUAGAAUGUUUUAUUUCAGCUGCUAAAGUGAGCCAGUCACCAUCAGGGAACACUAUAAGACCUAUUAAUGCACUGAUCUGAUUUUAUUAUCUUGCCUGUUUACUUGAAUACCUCACAGAUUGGCAUUUUCAGACAGUGUCAUGCUGUGAAACAUGAGCAUUCUAUCUAGAGAAUGUGCACAAAUAUGCAAAUGAGUUUAAGGCAGCUGUCAAACAAUAUUAGCACACUAUUGAUAUUGUUGAUGAUGUUACGGUUUUGUUGCAGUUACCAGAAAAAGUCUACAUUAUUAUUAUUGUAUUAUGUUGCCUACAUGAUUCCAUUCCAGUGGUCUAUUGCAUGAACAGAAGGGAUAUUUAGGUUUACAUGGAGGAAAUUCAUUCAUUUAUUUUAAUACAUGAACAUUCCUGAAUGUUAUGUGUGUUUAUUUAUUUAUUUAUUUCUGAGCUUACUCAGGUAUACUUGUCUGUGGAAAACACUUAAUGCUGAAAAUCAUGUUGUAGCACAAUUUCCACACUGUAGUAUUUUUUUUUUUUUUUUUUUAUUAUAUUCUUAAGGUACUAAGGUACUAGUCAAGUUGUAAUAUUGAAUGUAAUACAUUGUAAUCAGCAUUUGUAAUAUUUAUGAGAUGCUGGUUAUCCUGCACAUUAUCUAUUUGUUACAAGUGUUUUUUCCAUCUCAUGUCUCUUUCUGUUCUACUUAUCUAUUUGUUUCAUAUUAUGUAAUUAUUUUGUGCGGAUGUGUAUAUUCUAGAAUAAUAUUAGUGUGUGAUACUGACAAAUUUUCUGUGACGUCAGUCCUGGAAAGCUGUAAGAGGAAUUUUUGAAUGUAAUUAGAUUUUUUUCAGGUUUCAAAAUCUGAUUGGUUAUCAAAUCUGAUCCCAUUCAGAAAUAAUGAUAUCUGCCUACAGAACAUAUCAGAAGAUUUCUCUGAACACUCAACUUCAGAGAUCAGUGCAAGAUAGACAUGCUUUAAAACAUGUUUUAGAAACGUCAUCAUGGUGCUGAUUUUUGUGUCGUAAAUGUAACAAAGAAACUAUCAUGCCAAAGCUGAAGUACUGAAAUGGCCUAUGUUAAAGUCCAGGCCUGCUGUCACCCAUAAAAUCUUGUAACACAACCUCAGUAAGAUGCAAUAAUUGUGUGCCUUGUGAUAUCUUCAGACUGUUUAUUUUUAUUUUUUUUAUUUUGCACCAGCCUAUGAAGAAGUUGAGCCUAUAUGAAUGACAAUGACUUGUAAGAUUUCUGUUUGUUCAUGUGAUGCAUGCCAUUAAAAAAAAUGAGA
Onychostoma macrolepis is the source of this 4953-nucleotide messenger RNA. RefSeq lists its product as uncharacterized. Bases 1359 to 2165 code for a protein of 268 amino acids. The transcript is spliced from 6 exons. The record is from RefSeq and is a predicted model, not a curated record. NCBI's taxonomy places the organism in Eukaryota, Metazoa, Chordata, Actinopteri, Cypriniformes, Cyprinidae.